GUGCGUGGGAAGGGAGCGUCCAUGGUUGGGAGAGGAGACUGGCCGUGACACGCCCUCAGUCGCGAUCUGUCACCACCCAUACCGCCGUGACGGACGCCAUCCUGGUCGAGUACGCGAUGCCCGUCCGCAUCCUCUCCAUCGCCAAUGCCGACGACGAGCGCAAGCGCAUCGUCUUCAAGGGCAAGUCCGCCCUCUUCUGGCCCCAUCUACCCCCAGAGGUCGUGCGCCUCAUCGCCACAUUCCAUCUGCUCAAUGUCGCGCCCGAGGCACAAGGCCCCGAGACAUGGCAGCACCCACAGCUGUGGCCUUCUCGUUUUGUAUGGUCACUGAUCCGCGACACCUACGAGGUGGAAAAGCUCAUGCGCGUAUAUCCGUCGUGGGGCGUAGCUCUUGAAUAUCAUCCCUUCUGGCGACAAGCAUGCGUCAUGAUCGACCCGCAGGACUUGCUCAUCCACCACGCUGUCAUCCACCCAACGUCAAAAGGCGGCUCCGCCAACGCAAAGCCUAUCAGGCUUUCCCCAUUUCAACACUUCCGCAACAUCUUCAAUUGUUCUUGCAUCGUCUGCCGCAUCAACUACCCGUUCUCGCCAAAUGGGCUCGCCGUCGCGAAGCGUGCGAUUACCAAUCCUUGGCUAGGGCAGCUCAUGACAUGCAAGGAUCAUCGAAAAUCAACCUUCUGUGGCGUGUGCCUCCGCGAGGCACCCACUAUGGAAGGCGAGACCGAAUAUACGCAGGGCCUGUCGGUCUGCGCUGUGGAGAACGAGGACGACCAGACGUGGCCUGGCGUCGAGACGACAUGCCGUACGUGCCGGAAGCAGUGGAUCUGGCUUGCGGCGAAGCACGACCCGUUGGAUCGUGAGGCUGUUGGCGGCAGUGCGCAGCUCGCAACGGACGACUGGGAGGUGCGCCAGGCGAUCGAGGCGUUCGUGGACCUUGGCGAGGGCAUGAUCAAGGACGUGCUGGAGCUCGCGAAGGAGAAACACUGGUAUAAGGUGAACACGAAGCUGGCCGACAUGCUCUCACAAGCGCUCGCAGCGUCGAGGUACGCCGGGCGCGCGGAGGGUGCGGAUGGUUACGCAAGCGAAGACGAGCUGAGCGAGGAGGAGGAGGACGCGGAGCUGGUGAGCAUCACGGAGGACGCGGCGGGCAUCCGCGAGCUCGCGAUGACGGACUUCGCGCGGAACCGCAUCCUGGACGGUCACUGGGUGAACCCCACGGACGAGUUCAACAUGCGCUGGGUGAGCAUCUCGGCGAAUACGCCUCGUGCCCGGCACCCGUGCCCCUGGAAUCCGGGCUCAGUGUUCGACGGUGCGCUGGAAGAAGGGGAGGCGGGCGUGGACGCGGACGGCGGGGAGCUUGCGCACCCGCGGCCGAAGACGAUUACGGCGCUGCGCCCGCCGACCUAUAACAUCUCGAGCAUGGCGUAUCAGGCGUACGUGAAGCAAUUCCGGGACAUCGUCUUCCCCGCGAUGCAAAAUGUCGUGCGGCGGCUCGCCGCGGAAUGUGAAGCUGACGGGAAGGACGCGGUGGAGAUUGCGCGGUCGAUGUCGAUGGACGACGUUGCGGCGGCGCUCAGGGAGGAAGCGGUAUGGCGCACGGGUGUAGACUGGCUUGGUUGGCGCGCCAACCAACAAGAGCGCGAGCGCAGGCGACGGAGGGACAAGGACGACGAUGCGGAGUCGACGUCGUCGCGGUCGAGCGGGAGCCAUGUGACAAGCCCAGGGCUCUCGACGACGACGCUGCAGACGACACCGUCCCCCCCGCCUAGCAGCGUGAAGGACGACGAGGCGAUGUCAUCGUCACCCGUGUCAGCGCUCCCGCCUCCCCUGGAAUCGAGCCCGAUCCACGAGUCCCCCAAGCUUAUGCACCCGAUUCCGUAUAUUCCCUUGAAGGUGUCGCACCUCCCUGAGUAUAGCCUUGGCACAUUCCGAUCGGCGUGGAUGAGUGCUUGCGCCCCGCUGUACCAAUGUUACUGCUCCAUCUGCCAAAGACGCAUCAUGCAAAUGAACGCGGCGAACAGUGCCGCCGCAGCCCAGGACCAGGCCCCAGCCAAGGAUCUUGCACCGCCUACACCGAUACCACAGGUCCAAGUGGAGAUCGUGCGCGCAGAGGAAGAAGAGUCAGAAGACGACGACGAUGACGAAGAGGAGGAGGAUGGCGAGUCAGAGCUCGAGAUGUCGGAAUAUGAGGUCGUCCUUGGCGGUGUAACCCCUCGCAAGCGUCCCUCGCAAGACCUCGACGUCGAGGCGUACUCAGACGCGAAGACGGAUGCUGGCUUGAGAGGCGGCUCGCCGCCGAAGCGUGCACGGACAGACGGAUCGUACUCACCAUCGAUGGUACCGAUGUCACCCUCACCAGGUCGAUUACGCAAGCGGCCGUCGGAAGAGCUCGAGGAGGACGAAGCAUCGCAGGGCAACGGUGAGCACAAGAGGUCGCGGACGGGGUCGCACCCGCGGAGUAUGAGUGCGAGUGCAGAGGUGGUCGCGUAGAGGCCCCUGCUGCGUUAUCCGAUCGCUCGUGCGCGCUGCGAUGAAAGGUUGCGAGGCGGACCUUGACUGCAAGCACCCUGCCGCGUGGGUCCCGCACGGUGUCCUGGGUUGUUCGGGCUCGCAGGCUAGCUGGAGGUGGUACCGUGUUGUUCCCCGGCGUGUUCGGCUG
Molecule: messenger RNA, 2658 nt
Organism: Rhodofomes roseus
Lineage: Eukaryota; Fungi; Basidiomycota; Agaricomycetes; Polyporales; Fomitopsidaceae
Exons: 4
Coding region: 117-2489 (790 amino acids)
Source: RefSeq, a predicted model, not a curated record